AAGACACACACACACACACACACACCUACACACAGGCACACACACUGAAAGAAUAGCAAUGUGCUGCCUGCAUCUGAAGAACUUUAAAUGCGCAUUUCAUUUGCCCAGCGCUCAACGUUCCAAAUCAGCAAAGAGUUAAGAUCGCCAAAGGAUCAAGGACAACACAAAAGAAUAAAAAUAACAGCAGCAACAACAACAGCAAGAACAACAACGCCAACAACAACUGGAACAGUAACAACAAAAAGACCAAACACUAGAAAGUAUUCAAGGAGAGUUCCAUUUUUGAGUUGAGUUAGCCUCAAGCAUGCCACAUCCAUUGGCCCUGCUGGUGCUCCGCCUGCUCUGCAUGCUGCGGCUGGGCUGUUUGAUUUGUGCGCAGCGACCGCUACUCAACCACACCUUCAAUGCGCUGCCCAUGUCCCAGCACCAGAGCAACUACAACAGCAACAGCAACAAUGGCAACAAGAAUAGCAACAACAACUACAACAGCAACUAUUUGGGGCAGGGCAAACAGUUGCGCAACGGUCGGUUGCAUGAACAGCCGCAGCCGUUGCCGCUGCCGCUGCCCACAUUGCCCGGCCUGGGCGCCCAGCCCGUCCACGUCUACGACGACUACGAGGGCGAGACGACAGCUGGUGGGAGUGACAGUACUUUUGGUUCCCGACCGCCGCCCGGCAGUCGCUGGCAUACCCGGCGCCGGCACAAUCUCUCACAUGUGGGCGCCGGCGGUCUGCCACGCCCCGAGCGGGGCAACGGACAGCGUGGCAUGGAAUCGCUGCGCAAGGAGCUAAUGAAACCAUCGGUGGGCGGGCCAGGUGGCGGCAUCUCCGGCAGCAGUGCUGGCUAUGCCUCCUACUCGGCCACCUCGUCCAUUGGCAAAAUCGAUGGCUUGGGCGGCAUCGGCUCAGCGGAUCGCUAUGGCGAGAAGCUGCGCCAGCCAACUGGUGCAGCUGCCAUGACAGCGGGUCCAGCGACGGGCUCAUAUUCGCCACUGUAUGCGGGCAUGGAUACGCAGCCAAUGCGUUCGUAUCCGCGCAAGAAUUCCAUCAGUGAGCUGCUCAAGCUGAAGAAGAGCCUCAACCAGGCCGACGAGCCGGUGGGCGGCGUAACCCAUGGCAACAUGGAGGGCGAUACCGAUGGCGACGCGGAUCAGCUGGAUCCCAUACAGCAGAUCAAGGAACGCAUUCGAGACACAGCGCCCAGGCCGAACACCUAUGCACCGCACACGGAAUCGACACCGUCAACGGAAAUUGAGGAUUUGCUGGGCGUCAAGUGUAACUUUGAGACGCCCUGCGCCUGGAAGUGGACCGAGCUGCUCUCGGAUGGCUUUCAGGUGAUCAGCGGCACGGAGCUGGCCAAGAAGAAUAUGACGGGUCUGAUGCCCGGCCCAGUGGCGGAUAGCAGAGACGAUGCGAACGGACACUUCUUGUAUGCCCGGGUGCAGCCGACAACGAAGCAACUGAAUCUGACAUCGCCCUCGUUCAGCACAACGCUGGAGAAGUGCGAACUGGAGGUGUAUAUGCAUCAGAGCGACAUGAGUCAUGGCUUAUCGCGUGCGGUGGUCGAGCCACUGCAUCCGCAGGAAAGCAGUUGGGUGCCCGCCGAAAUACAGGGUGACAACUUUCGCACGUGGACACACAAACAGUUUAGACUCGGUCGCAUCUCACGCGACUUUCGCAUUGUGUUCGAGAUUGUGCCCAAUCUGAAGCCGGGCCAGAAGGCGCAUGUGGCCAUCGACAAUCUACGCAUGGUCAACUGUUUCCCGGAGGGCACCAAGUCGGAGAAGUGCAGCACCUCACAGGUCAAGUGCAUGAUGAACAAGGUGCCCGUCUGCAUACCCCUGCCAAGGAUUUGUGACAUCACACGCGAUUGCGAUGAUGCCGAGGAUGAGCAGCAAUCAUGCGAUAAAAUACCCUAUGGUGGUCGCUGUGACUUUGAGGAUGAUUGGUGCGGCUGGCGGGAUUCGGGCAAAACCAUGUUGACCUGGUCACGGCACACUGGCCGCUCACCCACCCAAGACACCGGACCCGAUGGCGAUCACACCCAGCAGCAUUUGUUGAACGCAACGGGCGGUUAUUAUAUGCUUGUCAACAUGAAUCAGCAUGGCAACAACUCGGAGAAGAGCGGCAAUAUUGGAUUCGCCAGCAAUGCCAUCAUGCUGAGCAAGAACUUCAAUCCGCCGCCAUCGGUGCACGGUAAUCCGGAUUCACCGUAUCGCAACUCGUGCGUCGUCCGCUUCUACAUCCAUCAGUUUGGCAAGAAUCCGGGCAGCAUUAAUCUGUCCGUUGUCGAAAUGAAGGAGAAGGAGAACAUAACCACAACCCUCUGGUGGAGCACCAAGAAUCAGGGCAGCGAUUGGCUACGCGCCGAAUACGUUCUGCCCAACAUCACCUCCAAAUACUAUCUACAAUUCGAGGCACGAAUGGGCAUGCGCAUCUUCUCGGAUGUUGCCGUCGACGACUUCUCGCUGAGCCCCGAGUGCUUUGGCCUCAACAUACCCGAGGAGCAUCUAAACGGAUAUAACUAUUGGGACGUCAGACAGAAUCUAAAGAGUCCCUCGCAUCACGACUUCGAGCACACAAACUAUUUAGAGCUGACCACCUGCGAUACGCGGGGUAUGAUAGGACCGACACAGACGCAGUGCGAGAGCGCCUACCGGGAGCAGAAUCAGAGCCAUGUGCUGCGCGAGGUGCAUGUGGUGGAGGAUCAGAGCACCUACAAGGGCAUGCAGAAGUGGAAGGUGCCCAACGAGGGUCACUACACCAUCAUUGCCAAAGGUGCUAGUGGUGGCCUUGGUUCCGGUGGCGUGGGCAGCUCGCGUGGUUCUGUUGCUGUCGCCGUGCUGGAGCUGCUGAAGAACGAGGAACUGUAUUUCCUGGUGGGUCAACAGGGCGAAAAUGCCUGUAUCAAAUCGAUGGGCGUCCACAAGGAAGCUGGUUGUGGCACCGAACACGAUCUGGACUUGGCCCAGUACAGUUUCCGCUCCAAGCAGGACAUGGUGAAGAACAUUUACAUUGAGAAUGGCGCCGGUGGUGGCGGUGGUGGCUCCUUUGUCUUCCUACUCAAUCAGGCCAAGAAUGAGGCGGUGCCCCUGCUUGUGGCUGGUGGCGGCGGCGGUCUGGGCAUUGGUCAAUACAUCGAUGAGGAUUUCCAGCAUGGCCAGAAGGCGAAACCACUGCAACCGGCGGAGAGUGGUCAGAUCAAUGGUGAGCCGCUGAACAAGAAGACAGCCGGACCCGGCGGUGGUUGGCGUGCCAAAGAAGAUCAGGCGCUGAGUCCCACCUAUGGUGCCGCCCUGCUUCAGGGCGGACGUGGCGGCCACUCAUGCUAUGUGGAACUGGCAGAUAAUGGCACCACCGUGCAUCGUCAUGGCCAGGGUGGUUUUGGUGGCGGCGGCGGUGGCUGCAACACCGGUGGUGGUGGUGGCGGCUAUGCCGGCGGCGAUGUCUAUCUGAACGAGUCGAAUGGCGAGGGCGGCACCUCCUACAUCAGUUCCAGUCGCAGUCUGCGCGAUGCCAGCGAAAUCUUUGCCGGCUCCAGCAGUGGUGCCGGGGCCAUUAUCAUAAUACCCGCCAUCGAGGGUUGUGGUUGCGACUAUCGCUGUGUGGCACUGGAUGAGUUUAGGUCCAAGGUGCGCUGCAUCUGCCCGGAUGGCUGGAGUCUGAAACGGGACAAUAAUACAGCCUGCGAGCGGCAAGAGGAGGCGGGCAAAUCCUCCUUCCAAAAUCUGGUCACCGGUCUAAUGAUCUCACUGGCAGUGCUCUUCUUCUGCAUUGCGGCGCUAAUCUUUAUGUUGUACAAUCGCUAUCAGCGCAAGAAGCAGGCCAAGCUGCGCCACAAAAUGCUUGUGGAGCAGGAUUUGCAGCUGAGUCGAUUGCGCCACAACAUCGACGACUCCAAUUUGAAUAAUUUCAAUCCCAACUAUGGCUGCGAUGGCAUCCUCAAUGGCCACAUCGAUGUCAACAGUCUGCCGCAGGUGGCACGCGAGAGUCUCCAGCUGGUCAAUGCACUGGGCAAAGGUGCCUUUGGUGAGGUGUAUCUGGCGCUCUAUCGCCAUCGCGAUGGCGAUGCCGUCGAAAUGCCAGUGGCAGUUAAAACUCUACGCGAGGAUCCCAAACGGGAAAAGGAGGAGGAUUUCCUCAAGGAGGCAGCAAUAAUGGCCAAAUUCAAUCAUCCCAAUAUGGUGCAUCUAAUUGGCGUCUGUUUCGAUCGUCAGCCCUAUUAUAUUGUCCUGGAACUACUCGCCGGUGGAGAUUUGCAAAAGUUUCUGCGCGAAAAUCGAAAUACACCGGAAAGACCCUCGCUGCUAACGAUGAAGGAUCUGUUGUUUUGUGCUCUGGAUGUGGCCAAGGGCUGUCGGUAUAUGGAGAGCAAGCGAUUCAUUCAUCGCGACAUCGCCGCCCGCAAUUGUCUGCUGAGCAGCAAGGGACCCGGUCGAGUGGUGAAAAUCGCCGACUUUGGCAUGUCCCGCGACAUUUACCGAUCCGAUUACUAUCGCAAGGGUGGCAAGGCAAUGUUGCCCAUCAAAUGGAUGCCACCGGAGGCAUUCCUCGAUGGCAUUUUCACCUCAAAAACGGACGUUUGGUCAUUUGGCAUCCUGCUGUGGGAGGUAUUCAGUUUGGGUCGCUCGCCGUAUCCUGGUCAGCAUAAUACCCAGGUGAUGGAGCUGGUGGUGCGUGGCGGACGUUUGGGUUCACCCACCGAGUGUCCGGUGGCCAUCUAUAAGAUCAUGGCCGAUUGUUGGAAUCCCACGCCCGAGGAUCGACCCACUUUCACCAGUCUGUUGGAGCAUCUAACGACCUGCACUCAGGAUGCGAGCAUUAUGAAUGCCCCACUGCCCAAUAUACUGGGACCCACUGCAUCCGAACGGGAUGAGACUGUCAUACGACCGCCAAAUGGCGAUGAAUUCUGUUUGGCUGUGCCGGACUAUCUGGUGCCAUUGCCGGGCAAUGGUGCCGCACAUCCUGCUGGCCUCGGCUCCGCUUAUGCGCCGACGGCUCAGCAGCGCCAGCAGAGCAGCGCUUGUACACCGCCGGCGGUCACCUCGCCAGCGGCACCCAAACCCCUGCUGGCGGAGCAGUCGCUAGAGGGCACCACAGCGGCUACUGCUGCUGCUGGGGCUGGUGGGGAUUGCUGGGAGACGUCGUUCAUAUUGCCCAACUCGAAGAGCGAUCAGCCGCUGUUGAGUGCGGGUGCCAUUACCACCAUGGCCACGGCGGACUCACAGCGUAAUCUGCAGGUGGCAACAGCUGGAGCAGCUGCAGCUGGUGGCGUGGCGACAGUUGCCACAUCCAGCGAUGAGGCGAAACUAAUCAGUUUGGAUACGCCGCAGGCGACGCCAACCACAAUACAGCCGCCAUUGUCGUUUGCCUCGCAGCUGGACGGGAUUACCCUGGAUCCGGCUGCACUAAGCAAGGCGCUGGCCAAUGGAGGUGCUGGUGGCAAGCAAUCCUAUGCCAAUGUGCAGGUGCAGCUCAAGGGGGAUGCGGAACGGGAGCGGGAACGAGAGAGCAGCAAAAUGAAUGGCACGCUGCCAACCGGAAAUGGAGUGAUUAUCAAUGGCGGCGACACUUCCGCCGCAACAGUGGCAGUGCCAACAACGGAAAUAAGUGCAAAUGAUUCACCCUUCACCAUUCAGGGCUAUGCGGAGCGUUACAAGGACAACAACAAUCAUUCCGAAAUCAGUUGUUAAACAAAAGAAUACAACACAAAAACACUCACAGGGUGUCUGUCUAUUUCUAAGGGUGUCUGCGGCACCCCAAUGGCUAAAAAGCUAUCGAUAAAUAUCGAUACAUUUAGUGUCAGUGUCACAAUUUGUUUGAACAUAUUUAUAGCAACAAAAAACAACAACAAAAAAACAAAAAUCGAGUGAGAAAGAACUUCACAAGAAAUUGUAUUGUAAUUUAUAAUUAAUAAACAAAAACAAGAAAAACACAUAAGAUUUGUACGCGUAAUUGAGUAAAAAAGAAAAACAAAUACAUAAUUACAAAUUAUAAAUGAGAUGAGAAAUUAGUUGACAAAUUAGUUUUAGUUUAGUUUUUGUAAGCCAAAUUAAUUAGUUUUGCCAAUUGCGAAGAGGUUGUAUAUAAGUAAACAAAUAUAUAUAUUUAAAUAUGUAUCUUGAGUUGU
Molecule: messenger RNA, 6129 nt
Organism: Drosophila grimshawi
Lineage: Eukaryota; Metazoa; Arthropoda; Insecta; Diptera; Drosophilidae
Gene: Alk
Product: ALK tyrosine kinase receptor
Exons: 8
Coding region: 305-5692 (1795 amino acids)
Biological process (GO): protein phosphorylation; regulation of neuron differentiation; positive regulation of kinase activity
Cellular component (GO): signaling receptor complex; membrane
Molecular function (GO): transmembrane receptor protein tyrosine kinase activity; protein binding; ATP binding
Source: RefSeq, a predicted model, not a curated record